This is a messenger RNA of Xyrichtys novacula (pearly razorfish), 29705 nucleotides long. The record is from the annotation of a GenBank genome assembly. Lineage: Eukaryota; Metazoa; Chordata; Actinopteri; Labriformes; Labridae.
AUGCCGAAUAAAUCUAAAAAGGACAAGGUGAGUGAAAGAGCUGCUUAUAUGGGAUAACGCUUAGAUAUGAAACUUGCACGAGGCGCGUUGUUAAGUGGCUUUUAUUGAUUAAACCGGCUUGAAAAGAAGACAUUUAGCAGUCAUUUUGCGAUGUCCCAUCACACUGACUGUUAACGGCAGUCAUCCUCAGCUAACCGCUAUCCUGCCAACAUGUUAGUGCCUCAUUAAAAUAACGCGUCUUCUCUCAGAAGUAUGAUGGACUAGUAAACUUAAAAUGCACGUACGCCCCCGAGCUUUACGUGGGUGCUUUUCAGCGCGCGCAUCCGCUUUUUGUCUAUUUUUUAAAGCCGAAAGCCGGGGUCGUGUAAAGUAACGUCCGUUAGCUAGCAUCAGACUUAGCGCUGUGUUCAAACAGGAGUGUGAGACUGGGUGGGCAGGCAUGGCUAUAUUUAGCUGGGAUUUUCUGCAUGGAGGCAUUCAUUGAUAGACUGCUUACGUGUGUUGCCAUCCGUCCUAUCUGCUUGUUGCACGUUAAAAAUGCUUUAAUUUUUUUUUCUCUCUUUUUUUUUUUGCUUUUUCAGGAGUCCCCUAAAUCUGGCAAAGUGGGCAAAAGUGGAGGACAAGAGAACUCAGAGCAUGAGGUAGGCUAAUAAGAAAAUAAAAACUUCACAAAGCUCAUAAUUAAAACAGAAGGGGUAUUUGAAACACAAGCCCAAUUGCCUUACAGUUUAUGACAAUGGACUGCAAUCACAAUGACAUAAAUCAUUAGGCUCCACCCAUGCAUUAUCAUUGCUGUGAUUGUGGGGAAGCUCUAUAGAUAAAGAUGCUGGGAAAUGAUUAACUGUACUGUAAUAUAUCCAGUGGAUGAUAUACAGCUACCAGCAAUAACGAUGUGAACAACCGGGCAAUCUAAUGCAAUUAAAUACAACAUCUCUACCAUAAAUUCAACUUUUAGGAAGCAGUUUUUGUUUGUUUUGACCACAUGAUGGGUGUUGAGUAGGGCCCGACUGAUAUGGAUUUUUUGGGGCUGAGGCCGAUACCAAUUAUCAGAAGGGGAAAAAUCCGAUUACCGAUUGAUCGGCCGAUUUUAAAUUUUUUUUUAAUGAAGUUAUAAAAAUGUAUAUACUGUAGAUAUAUACAUUAUGCUUUAUACUGUAGAUAUACUGUAGGCUUUUGCUCUUCACGUUGACAGGAAGACUGACUGAUCAAACUCGGACCAGAAAAGUGGUUUCAACUACAUUUUAUUUCUGAGUUUUGGCCGAUUAUAGAUUAGUCUUAAACGGGCUAAAAUUGGCCCAAGUGUUGAGUGCACUUGACAGUUAUUAUUAAAGAUAUUACAGGAGGUGGUAGUGUCAUGGAGUAGAGGAGAGUGGGGUAAGAUGAGCCAUUUUUCAUAUUUCGGAUUACUACAUCAUAGUUUAGUCUCCAUCUAGUGUAUCUGCACAUAUUUCAAGAUGUUGUGCAUUCCUGCAAACCAACAGAAUGAGUGUAAACAUAAGUGGUCUCCUAUGGUCAGUUUACCCCGUGUAUGGGGUAAGUUGGCCAUAGGAGCGGGGUAAGUUGAGCCGUAUCCCUACUACCCCUCCACUCUCCACCCCAGCCCUCCCUUACCUUCUCUCUCCCUAACUGGUACAAUAAUUCUUUUCAUUAUCAUUGCAUAUAACUGCUGAAAGCUGUUUUUGUAUAAAGCCAUUUUAACAUGAGAAUGCCUUUAAGUGAUUCAGAACAUUUACUUCUCUAAACUAAAAUGGUGGACUUUUAUGUUAGGUUUUUGACCUCAUGUUGUAGCUCAUAGAUACCACAAUUGAUGUAUAAAACUAAUUUAAAAUGAUCUUUUUUGAUCUGAACACAAUUCUGAUAAAACUUAUGACGGACUAAAUUCACUUUCAAGAGUGAAAAAUGUUUUUUUGGAAAUAAACCCCUUCACCCAUGUCCUUCUAACCUUCACAGACUCCAUGAAUUGAUGCCCAUCUCCUAAAUAUUUGGUCACAUGAUCCAUUUCAUUUACCAUUUCCAAGCAACAGGGGGUGGCUCAACUUACCCUUUGGCUCAACUUACCCUACUCUCCCAUAUGUUGUAUUGGAACGUGUCCCUUAUGUUUUGUCCUCUUCAUCAGUGAACAUAAAAGGAGUUAACACAUACUGUUCCCCCCCUCUGAAAAAGUUAAAUGUAUGGUAGAGCAGCUGUAUCAGGUGCAUUGGGAUUGCCCAGGUGUUUCAUAAUAUUAUGGCUGGUCAGAGUUUAUUUGAUGAUAAUCGGUAUUUAAUUUUUCUGAUUUAUGUAAUGGAAUAUAAUGGGUACAUGUACAGUAUUAUUCAGCCAUACCAUGUAUAUCAUAGUUUAUAAAUAGCACAGGGAGUGGCUGCAAUAUUUGAAAUUCCAGGAGAAAAAUGCAACCCAGCACAGCAGACCUUUCAUAUCGUAGACUUUACAUUGUGUAACUGUCAAACUGUCAAGUGAAGCUGUGCUAACAUGUCAAAGUGUAGUGCAGCUUUUGGUUGACUGAGCUAUUUUUUGAUCACUCUGUUUUAGUUUUGUUUAAUGUAUGACAGAAAGUUCAUCAAGAUUUACUUAAAUUCUCAGCACUAUACGUGACUCAUGUUUCGACCGUGUUGAAAUGCAGUGGUUUAUUCGACUGAUGUUGCCUUGUGGUUGCUGUAAUGCAGGGUGUGGGGAAAGGAAUUGCAGUUUAAGGUGUAUGCACUUCCUUGGUAGAAGGGCCGAUGAUGCAAAACUAUCAUGGGUCAAAUAAAGAUUGAACUUCUCUAAAUCAGAGCCUUGAAGAGAAGCAGUGUGUGGUUAGGUUUUUACCAUGCUUCUGUUAGUGACGAGAGCACUUAUUGAAAGAACCGGGUAGUGCAUGGAUCGUAGUACUUCUCCUUGUGGCUUAACCUGCAGUUUGUUAGGAACUCGGUGCAAAAUUCUUGCGGGGGACAUCAAGUGUGAAGAGUUCACCGCAGUGUCUUCACCAUUUUCGCCGGUGCACUGCUACCACAUUUUUGUAUCAUAUGUUUAGAAUGUAGGAUAUACAAAAAUAUAACUGAAGAUAGUAUCUUCAGAAUGUAGGCUUUUGUGCACCGCAUGUACAACAGAUACAGAGUUGAUUAUCAGUCGUCUGGGCUUGUGAGAUUACUUUCUAUUUUUUUAAUUUUCUGAGCUCUCAUGUUUUUUGUGAACAUGUCUUUGCAGUUAUUGCACAAAACUGCCAUGAAUGCAGUAGAAAAGAAGAGACAUUACAUGUACAUGUGCAUUACAGCCCCUGCAAGUCGUUACAUUGACAUGCCGACAACAGCCAUCCACACCCUGUACUGACUGGCAGCAGUAUCUGACCAGCCAUUGACUGUUUUACUCACAUCUGGAUGUGAUCACAUCCAGAAAGGAGAAAGUGGCCGCCAGUGACAGUCCGCAUAACAAACUGCGAUACUGGAGCUUCACUGCAUGUCUGACACUGUUGGGGCUGCCUCACUGAACUGCUGCGGCUCACAACUUCCUGGCAUCCACACCAGCAGUGUAUUGGCAACCUGGCUGCUGGAGAGCUGCUACUGCCAGCUUUUUCCCUUUAUGUCGAGUUUGCCUAAAAUGUAGAUUUAGGGUGUAAUAUUUUGGGUCUUACGUUGGUGUGACUCCUAGGGAUGGGAAUUUUAAAUUUUUCUGAUAUCAUGAUCAAGAUUCUCAAACUGUCUUUAUCAGACUCCUAUUGAUGCAAAGACAAGACUUAUGGAAAGUAGAUUAUUGUCAUUUUAAUUUGAAUAUUUUCUUUGAAAGAUCUUUGCAUCGGUGGGUCAUACAAUAUGUUUUAAGGCAGUUGGAGCUAAUGUAAGGAAGUUAACCAGGGCUUGAUUCUAUAUGUAAUUUUUAAUCUAUAUUGCAGGAAAAAACAAACUUAUUCUUCCUUUAUGUAACUAUGUGACCAUAGACUGUAUAUAGAAUGGACAGCGUCCAUUCUAUAUAACAAGUUGUCCAUGGUAUAUACAGUCUAUGUGUGUGACUCGCAAGUUUUCUUUUUCUUGAUGUGAUAUUUGAACACAUCAUUCGGACUUAGCCUAGAAACAUUUGUCUCUCUGUGUGACAUCCCUGAGUCAACAAGAUAGCUUUUAUUCUGUAGAUUUUAACUUUGAUUCUAUCUUCUGAUUACAACUGUCUCUGCAUCGUAAUUUUUUUUUAAUUUACAGGAGUUUUCACAAAGUUUGAGUGUCAUUACCAUAUAUGAGGAGGAUAGCUUUCUGAAAAAUGCAGGACCAGGUCCAUAGUAGACCCAAGUUUGAAUCCUUAUCCCUAGUUUAUGUCGAGGAGAACUGGAACACUUGAAGUAGAUUUCAGCAUUGCUGUGUCUCUCACAUGGACUGUGUGGCUCUUCACAUUCAUGCCAGAAUGAUAGGCAACGGCAGAGUGGCCCAGGCGUUAGAUAGUGUUUUGGUUCUGUAAUAGCAGCAUUGGCAUCUGGCGUGAAUCGUUAUAUAACAGUACCGCAUUGAUGGUCAUGCACUUUAUUUUUAAGAAGGUAUCAGUGAAACACAACAUUCUCAGUAUGAAUCCUCUGAGAUAACAUAGACAUAACAUAAGUUUAACAAAAAGCAGAUUGAGUUAAGUGUUUUCCCACAACUUCUGCCAAGUCUGAACAUCAUCACGCCUGCAUAAAAAUACCUCAACACCCUUUUUUUCAUGGCGCUGAGGUCUUUCAUUUAUCAUGGUCAAUCAAAAAUCUUGAAACCAUUUUACAGCUGACAUGGCAGGUGGUCUUCCUCUUUCCUUGACAUUUUAUCUUUACAUUUGAAGGCCUGCUCACCACAUGUUUGUGUUUUGAUGGAUACCGGACACUGUCAGGCAUUACCUACACCCUGUUUCAUAACACAUUUAAGGCAGAGCAGUGUACACUUCAAAUAAACAUCACCAAAUACAUACAUAUUCAUGGUUGAUCCAAACACUUAUGAAUAAGUAAGACAUGUUGAAGAUCUGCUUUAUUCAUAUCUUGAGUUUCAUUCUCCUUGUCAGCUCUUUUUUUCUUUUUUCGGGUGAUGGUGAGCGAAGCAGCAAGCCUGAUUGUUGCCGUGUGUUAGCGGACAUUUGGCAGAUGUACUUUUGCACCAAGCUCGUGUCAAAUUGAAAUGGUCGGGCUGCAAGCUGCCGUCGUACGUCCCCACCCUUUUUUGUCCCACUUACUUAGUAAGCAGAAGUGUUUGAAGCUGAAGAGGCUUUUCAUAAUAUAUAAAAGCCUUCAUCUGCUGUCUGGGUAACAAACAAAUCAGUGAGCUACAUUAAAAGCAUUAAAAUCAUAGCUGACCUGACAGAUGUUUCUACUUUGGCUGAAUUAAUUAACAACAAGAUUAGUAAAUCCCUAUUUUUAGAUUACAAAAUAAUCUAGUUCAGUUUAUUUCCUUCUUUGCUCAACACUCUCUGUGUGCUCGGCUCUUAAGCUGCUGUCUUGUGCCGCUGCAGACUAGCUUUUCGCCUUAAAUGAAUGUAACAACUCCUCUGUGACUCAGACAGUCACAGCUCCGCAGCUGCAUCUAAUGAAGUAAGCCAUGUGACAUCAGGUGUGUGUUGAUGUAUGGGUCCCAACAGGCAGGUGGGAUCAGCUGUGAGAAACCUGACACAUUUAUUUUAGCCCACAUCAGGAUUAUAACCAGCAUUACAGAUGUCUUCUGGGUGCUUGUGAGAUUUACAAGUAGAUAAGGAGUCACACUUUUUCGUUUUCUUUAAGAUGAAUCAGAGGUGGGGGCUUGACGACUCGACUUGAGACUCGACUUGGACUUGAGUCCUGUUUUUGACUUGCUUGAUGAAAUCAAGAAAUGCCUUGGACUUGAUUGCUAAAGACUUGAGACUUGACUUGACUUGACUUGACUUGGGCCCAGUGACUUGAAAAGUCAAGUCAAGUCUUUUCAAGUCACUUAAUACCUUACAGCAAGCCCAAACCGUUUAAAAAGUGUCGCAUCAACUAAUAGUCAGGAAUUACCGCCGUUGGUAACACCGUGUUGUGUUGUCAAGUCUGCUUAUUUCCUGCAAAAAAAAUUCACUUGUUUUUGGCUUGUUUCUGGAGGUCUGUUUCCUUAUUUCUCUCAUGAAACUUGGCAACACUGUCUCAAACUCUAGCCUCCAUCAUAACGACAACACCGGGAGGACUGAACAUAAAUCGCUCGCUAGUAUUGCCCGCCUGUUUUAUUAAAUGCUAAAAGUGAAAAAUGCUCAUGAUUUAUGUAAAUCUUUACAUAUAACAAAUGGUUUAUGGCUUUGAUAUGACUUGUUUUUGACUUGAAAGAAAGGGUAAGGACUUGGACUUGACUCGAGACUUGAGAGCAAAGGACUUGGACUUGCCCCGGACUUGAGGGCAAAGACUUGAGACUCGACUUGGACUUGCAACAUAAGGACUUUCCCCCACCUCUGAAAUUAAUACACUGUUACAUUUGGCGGCUUCACUCAGGUGUGGUGAAGUGCGUUUUAUAGCCUUGGUUACAUAAGGUGAGACAGUUUGAUGUAGACAACGUACACAGUUUUAUCAGAUUAACAAAGAGGUCAUUGUACUCCGCGCAUCGCAUAUGCUCGCUUUACUUCAGCGUCACUAAUGUGGUUUCUUUUUUUUUCUCUUGCCUCAGCAGAGCUCGAACAGGAAGACGAGCAACAGCGUUCCUCCCACCACUCAGCUGCUAAAGGGGAAGCAGCCAGGUUCCCAGACACCUGUCAAAAAGGACAAGAGGCAGAGCUCCUCUCGCUUCAGCUUGAGCAACAACAGGGAGCUGCAGAAGCUGCCCGCGUUCAAAGGUAUUUACCGGCGAAGUGACAAUCACGCCACGUCACCGAAAGUAAUGAAUCUGAAAUCUCUGAAACCUGAAUUCAAGAGUCAGAAAUCACCGGAGACGGUAAAUAUAGGGCAGAUAUCUUCUUUUCGAAAGGUAUGUGUGGUAAGAGAUCUCUGUAAUCUCGACACAGAUAAGUGCAGGCCUCGCAGACUUGCAUACCUGCAUGCGCACACUCGGUUAUUUACUCAGCCUUUCCACACUGAAAUAUCCAUGAACUAUCCCCCGCUGCAUCACUCCGAUUUUGAUACGAGGCUGAGCAUGACAUUACGCAAUACGAGGAAACAAACAGAGGACGUACAUGGCAUGGACUUUGCGCUGGAUUUGACCCAAGUGUCUAUAUUUAGUGGUAAUCCAGAGAUAAAGCUUUAAUACCAUGGUCCCUGUGUUUCAGGAUGCUGCCAGUGACCAGCAAUGUCUGGCAGCCGAACUUAUAUUCCCUCUCUUUUUUCUUCUUUCACACGGGCAAGAUAUAUUUUUUUGUCUUGCAUAUUUGCAGAUGUAAAACCCACGUUCAAUUAAACGUCUGCCAGCAUACCGCCAGAUGGAAAAGCGAAGAGUAGAUACUGCCAUUAGCCCUCUGGGCCUAUUAUCUAUGCAAGCCGCUGUGUAUACAUGCAUGAAUACACCCACCGAUGUUGUCCUCGGCUUUUUCCAGGCUUUUUAGAAAUAAUUGUUUAACCUUGAGGUGCACUGGGAACAUUCUGCAUCGUGAGCUGGUGUGAAUUAAUAUGAAAAAGAUACGCAUGUGAAGUUGAAAAGAAGACAGAGUCACUUUCUCUGUGGAGUUUGGGAGAAGAUUGCUUGUCUGCACUUGAGAGUAUAUCGAUUUUUUUUCGGAAAUGUAAAAUGUUAUGUCUUAAAAAUGGUAAAAUUCAGUGUUCUCCUUGGGAAAAAAGUAAAAAUCCUCUUCUUUAGGGGUGAAAUAUCCUGAUUUUAAAGGGGAAACAAAAUCAUACACAUGUAUCUGUAGACCAAGACAGCCUUUUUUUGGAGUUGGGAUUUUUUUUUUUAUAAGCAAAUGCAGCAAUAAUAUUCCUUUGAGGCAGCAGUGACCUGAUUCAGAUACUCAGUAUUAUCUCACUGUUUUUAAAAGGUGUAUGACUGGACUUGCACACAGCAUUAUUUGGGUAUUGAAAAAAAAAGUGUCUGUUUUUGGUAAAUGUGAAGGCUGUAUAUAGGUGUGGUCGAGCACUGUGUCUUAGUUUGCAUCCCAACCUGUCAAAUGGGGAAGAAAAAUAGUGAUCUGAGAGAGAGUGUACUUUUCCUGCAGAAGACUCAGGCCCUAAAAUAGAUUUAUUUCUACUUUUUUAGAAAAAUGUGCAUUUCAUACGUUUUUCUUCUGACUAUGUAAGCCUGUAUACACAAAGUGAUCUAAAACACACCAAGGCAAAGGCCAGAGUCCUCAACAAUACAAACUAGAAUAGACGUUUUCCUCUUAAAAAAUAGACUAAGAUUGAAGUUCCCAUCCUUGACUAAAGGAAUCAGCAGCUGUUGCUCUUUCCAUAUUGCUCUUUCUGAAGGAUUUGAAUCAACACUCACAGUUGAGACUUUCAUAAAGUAAACCUCUUUAUCUUUAAGAUUUCAGUGUUGCCUUGUGAUAAGAAACCUUAAGAAUAACUGAUUUCCUACAAAGGCUGCUAUAUUCUCACACCUCGAUGAAAGCUUUGAUUACAUUCUGCAAAGCAUUGCCCCACAGUGGGCCAGGAGUUGUUAUCACUCGGUCCUGUCCAAACACGUUCCUCGCUUGGCCUGUUUUAACUCCAGGCAUGUUCACCACCUCCCGAUGGAAACACAUGUCCGAGAGCUUGUCCUGCAGAGCCACAAGGUUGAAGCGAGACCGAAAACCCCCAAGCAGAAGCAGGCCUUUCCCACGACAGGCCUCAGAACGGAGAGUGCUUUUUGUGCCUCCCAAGUCCGUUUUAACUGUCUAAGCUUUCGCAGCUCGCAGGAAAGUAAGUUUAAAUGAUUCCUGCUGAAAAAGUAAUAUGCUGAGCCUGUUUUUAAAAGACUGUGCCAAAGUAAAACAUUUGUGUUUUGGAUAAACGUUUGUUCGAGAUUUCUCCGACUGAAGCUCAUAUACAGAGGAUUGAUGUCUACGGGGGCCGGUUUAGUUUAUUGUGGUCUUGUUUCAAGUGUAACAGUUCUUGCCAAAAAAGCAAAGAACAACAGUUGUUGCCUCUGUAUGUGUCCUCCUUCAGAGCAGGAGCUGUCCUGCAUGAGGCAUCCAUUCUGUAGAGUUUGUCGCCAUCUGGUGGUUUGAAUACCCCAAUUUUAGCUUCUUACCACAGUACCAAAUACUUCAAAUGUCAGGACAGUAUUUUAAAAUGACAUGUAACUGAUAUCCUUGCCACCAGAUAAAUAUCGUGUGUUUUUAGUGUUUUUCAAGAAGGUGUAGAGUUAAAACUCCUAUAACAAGGCUUUUACUAAUUACCAAAUAAACCAAAAGGUCCUCAGAGGAGCUUUAAUAUAUCAUCGAACAGCAGAUGAGUCUGAUUCUUCGGUUUACAUAAGGCAUUAACACAGUUUGAGUUGUGUCCAUAGUAAUCAAUCAAUCAAUCAGUCUUUAUUUAUAUAGCACUUUUCAUACACAACAUGUAGCCCAAACUGCUUUACACAGAAGGAGGAAUAAAAGAAACAAAGAAUACCCAAAUCUACCCCAGCCCAACCCCUCGUUCCCACCCCACAAUCUAAUUACAACAGAAACAGUAUUAAAAUGCAUUAACUUAAAAAGGGUUUGAUUUCGUGGAAACAAGAAUGUACGUCAUUUUAAAACUCAAGAUAAGGAAACACUGGAGGUUUAGGUUAAAAUCUAAAAACGAAAAAACAUAGAAUGAAAUUUAAAGUAAUAAUAAAUAAAAUGAAAUAAAAACAGUAAAAGAUACUGAAAUAAGAGCACCAAAAUAGCUCAAUAAAAGACGAUCCUGUGAUUAAAACUAAAGGAGAUAGAUGCUAAAACACAAAAACAGAGUUAAUGAUAUAAAAUUUAGUUAAAAGCAAGACUAAAAAGGUACGUUUUCAGUUUGCUUUUAAAAGCAUUAAGAUUAGGUGCAGUCCUCAGGUCUUCAGGUAAGCUGUUCCAUAGACAGGGGCCUUAGUGAUAAAAAGAUGCCUCAGGUUAACUCUGUAAUUUUCUUCAGAUGAGCUUAAUUUUCUGUUCAGUUGUUUUAAUUCUUGUUUUAGUAAGAAUUUCCACCAAUGCUGAAGUACAAAAAAGGAGAAAUUCACAUAAAUUAGCUUCAUAUCUGAGUUUUCCCUGGAUGCGGACUUAAAAUCUGUUUUAUCUUAUAGCAUGUUUUAUUACAGGGUUACCUCAUGGACCAGCUUCACUUUUGGAUAUUUGUCAGUUACAAAUAGCCCACCUCUUGUGCCUCUUUUACAUAAUUUUCUUCGCUUAUACAAACUGACAUCAAAUGAACAGAAAUGUAUGAUCCAUGUGAGCCACACAGAGCCUAUAAUCAGACCCACAUCUCGAGCAAAGGUCUGUUUUUAUUAGCACACGGUGUUACAGAGAAAUAGCAGACUGACACAGUGAGUUAUUGGUUUUCAGGGACCAAUCAGAACCAAGAGUUUAACACGGCUGUGCAUUAACAGAAUUAAACAUGCCACAACAUGUAUAAUAAAAGGGAAAACAUAUUAGAAACAGACUUUUAAAGUCUCUGGAUGAACUAUUAUUGAUUGACACACAGUAUACUGCACACAGUGUGACCAAAGCAGUUGCGGAUGCUUUUUAAAUCUAACCCUGUAUCACCAGAACACGAUAAGGAUUACUUUUUUAAUAUUGCUCUUUGAUUGAAGGCUCUCCGUGUAAUACGAGAGGUUCAGAGGUCUUUGGUGCUGAAGAAGAUGAGUCUGUGGCUUGUAACAGGAUGAUAGGUGACAGGAUUAUAGCAUAUCUACCGCAGCCCUUCUAAGCUUUGACCUGUUUCUCAGAAAUCUAGAUGAAGCAACAAAGAAUACAAUUACUUUCUGUAGAGGGAAUACUUAAGAAAACCUUGUAUUUAUUGAUAUUUCUGUCACUUAGACUCACUCAGAAUGUUUGCACAGACAGUGAGCUUACGUUUGUGUUUACCGAGCUUGUAAGACUUGGUUUAUGUAAUAUACAAUCAGAGUUAAACCUGUUCAGGUCUAACAUUACAGCAUUUUGCUUCUCCUCUUUUUUCUUUUUGUUUUUAGAGAAUUUUCUGGCAUGUCCCUGAACAGACAGGUUGAAAAUGUAGUCUGGCAGGAUACAAAUGUAAAGUGACACUGACACUCGUGCAAGCGGGUUGGCAGGUACUUGGAGCAGGAUGCUAAAGGGCAAGGCAGGUUUCAGGGAAGGGUUUCCUCUGCCACCCCUGCAAGUGUAAGAGGAAGGGACUCCCACACCUCAUGAGAGAGAUUUCCCUCGUCAAACAUCUUUUCAUAAAGAACUAAAACAAAGAGCGAACUCUCGCUGCGAUCGGGCUGCUGAAGCUGUAGAAAUCUCGCAACUGUUGACUCAACUCUCAGAUGAGUUACUUAAGAGGUGAACCUUUCUUUGUGCCCACGCCGGAACAUUCUUCACACUUUAUCAUACUGUCUGAUUAGUCAAAUUUUACAUAACGAUUUACAGUGUUUGUUCAGGUGGGAAAUGCUGAGACCAGCCCACGGGCACUUGGCUGUAGGUGUUGUUGCUAAAGCAUGGGCGACAUUUAUUCUUGGCUUUAUCCCAAAUAAUACUCCCAAAAUAAUUGCAGGGAGAGUCUGAGCAGCAUGGCUCUUGAGGUUAGUGUUAAAGGAAAAUGAGACUGCUUCCCCAAAAAGGUCAUAAAAACCAUGAGAAAAGAAGAUUCUGUUAAUGCAGCAAAAUGACCUUACAAGAUUUAUGAUUUGCUGAGAGUUUCCUGAUGAUUUGACAAUAAAGUUGAGUUGAUUUUGACACACCGGGCCCGACGCAAAUAUAGAACGCGAAAUUCCGAAAAAUUUGGAAGCGAAUUUUGAUGCGCCUGACUAUAAACAUCUAGACGCACCUCAGGGAAGACCUUCCCGGGGAAAGUCCCACCUCCUUAGCCUCUGAUUGGCUAGAAAAGCUGUAAACGUCAUCACACGCUCAAGCCAAACGGUCAGCACUUAUAGCCAAUCAGAGGCGAUAAGAAAAGCACAUGAAACUAUGGUAACAACCGUUAGCACAGAUGAAAGUUAAAACAAAGACGUUUAGUAAACUGAUAAAGCACACAAACCAUCGUCAUAUGAGAGAUCCGACGCUAUGUUAUCAUGAAGCACUCUGUUCUCAGACACUUAAACAAUCAGGCAGUCGGCCAUGUUGGUCAAUCGGUGAAUCAGACGUCGCAUCAACACGCUAUCUGAUUGGUCAGAAGUGGACACACAGUAUGCCAAACUUUUUAAAAAAUCGACCGUGAUAUGAAAAAAUAAAUGCAGCAAUAUCGCAGGACGAGAAAACCGUCGCUGAUGUGAACGCUUGUAUUGACAGGAUACGGGUUCGAAAAAAUGUUGACGUCCGAAAUAAUGGCACGAUAAAAUGGUCCCGGUGUGAAAGGACCUUUACUCUUAAAAUCUUGAUUUAUUUUCUGCUUUGAAAGACGACACAGGACGUCGAGGGCAUCUGAGGACUGAGCUGUACUUGCUAGUUUCGAAGGAUUAUUUUUGUUUGGGUUCAAUCAGUGUCACUGCUUCUUAAGUUGAACUCAGAGCAAAAUGAUCCGCAGAGGUUUACUCCCCCUCAAAAUAAAGAAUCGUUGGCUUUUAAGACGGUAAAACACAAAUCAAGCAGUUUUGAUUCUGAAAUCCAGCCUGUCGCAUUAACUUUAUGGGGGCUGUGGAUGAUCCACCGCCAACUCGAGCUCUCUAGCUGACCUAAAUACUUGAGUCUGUUGAAUAAUACAGUUAAAGCUAUGGUGACUGACUACUGAGAAAUUAGUCAGCUGAAAAGGUUUCAGUUUCCAGCAAGCAGCCAGUCCUUAGUACAAACUCUGAUUAGUUUUCAGCCUUGCAGGUAACACAUGAGAAUCAUGCUUGUUUUCUUAGGAGUAAAACUGAUUCUGUCUGGACAGCCUGACUAGUCUGAGCCAGGUACCGUCAGCUCCUGCAUAUCUUUUAAAAUAAACUGCUGUAGUUUGAAUUAAUCACUUUUUUUUCUACUGUUAAAGAAGUUGGAUAAAUGAGAAUGGAUCAAGAGCUGUGUUCUUAUCACCGGAGGCUGCUUAAGGGGAAAAUGAAGUUCAGCUCCAGCUGCAAUUGGCCUGUUUCACCAAACCCAUUUUAGUAGUAAGUGCUAUUAAAGAGGGCGACGACGUUGAAGAGCAGCAGACCUGUAAAUGAACCACUCAGCUGUGUAUUUUAGGCUGGCCUGCUGCUAUCAAUGAUAGAUUUAAAGAAGGCUCUGAUAUAAGACAGGCCGACACACUUUCCAUCUCUUCCAUGACGAGGCCCAUGAUGCCUUACAAGUUCUCACUCUCUCACUCUCUCUCUGUCUCUCUCUCUCUGCGCGGCCAUAAAUAGCUCAGACACAGCAGAAAGCUCAUGGCUGAUGAACGCAUGUGCCAAAGGAGCGUUUAUAACAAGUGGGUGCGUUCAGCGUUGUCCCGGUCAGAACAACAGAUCUACUGAUGGGAGAUUGCCCCAUGACUGGUGAACACAGUGAUAAGAAAGAGUCCUUUUUACACACAGGCAAGACCCUGCUGAUGAAAUGCUCUGCUGUUGUGUCAUGAUCAGCCAAACUUCAUCCCUAUACUUCUGCUUACUUGCGAAAUUGUGAUUUCUAACAGUAGCAUUUAACUUGGCAUGGAAUUUGGAAACUAGGGGUGUCCUGAUACAACUUUUUUAUUUCCGAUACGAUACCGAUAUUGUAGCCUUCAGUACUGGCCGAUACUGAUAUUGAUCCGAUAUUGGCACAAACUUGUGCAUAACAAGUUUUUCACUGCCGACAUCACUCCUACUCCUUGCUAUUUUGUUCGUACCUUAGUGCAGGCUGUUUUGUGAUUACAUGAGUAACCCUUUCGUUUACGGUACACUUAUUACCUGGUAAUUAACAGGUAAUUACCUAGUAACAACAUGAAAUUAUCUGGUAAUUACAUGAUAGCUACUAAGUCAAUACUGUCUAGUUUUUCUUUUUUGCGUGCGGCUCCAUUUUCAAAAGCUAUUUGGGGUUCUUAUUUUCUAUGAUUGAUACUUGAUACAGCCUAUGGGCGUGCGAAGAUUGCGUAGCGAUACGCUGUUUGAGCCGAGCGUCAUCACAGCGACUCACCCACCGAAUGCGUACGAAGCUACCGCGCAAGUGGUGGUUCCAGGAAGCGGAGAAAAUCCUGGAAAUACCAGAGCAAUUCUGCUUCAAAUUUGUAUGAUGAUGGAAGGUUACCUACCUGGUAGCUAGACAGGAUUGAUUUAGUAGUUAUCAUGUAAUUACCAGAUAAUUAAAUGUUGUUACUAGGUAAUUACCUGUUAAUUACCUGGUAAUAAGUGUACCGUAAAAGAAAGGGUUACCAUUACAUGGGUUCUGCAGGGUGCUGCUAGCUAGAGGUCCCGAAGUGGAGUCAGGAAUGGACUGCUUGUAUCGGAGUACUGAUAUCAGAGAUUUUAGAUGCAGGCCUGUAUAAUCUGAUAUUUGUUUUUUGGCUUAUAUGGGGCCGAUAUCCGAUAUCAAUAUCGCAUUGGGACAGCCCUAGUAGAAACUAAUGUUCCCCCUCCAUGUUACCAUGUUGAAAAACUAGUAUUUAACAUCUUUUGGUGAACUUGAAGGUAGCUGGGUUAUAGCACAGCAAUCAAAAGUGAGUGCAGAUUCAGUGGAUUGAACACCCUUUGCAUUGCAUUUGCAUAGUUUUUGCAUUUGGGGGAUGCAAAAGGUGUUUGGUGUAUUCAUUGUUCCUGUGCGCCCACCCUGUAGAAACCAAGGAAUUGUGAAGUUGUUAUUUUACAUGCUUCAUGUUUCUUUUGUUCAUUGGACUGACUUUGGUGCGUUCAACUGUCUUUGUCAGUGUAGAUUCGCCCUUUUCCUGCUCAGCUCACAGCGCAGGGUUUCGUCGCCGGUGCUGCUGAAAGCACCAGACAGACAUUGCCGCUCACUACAUUUGCACAUCCUGUGUUGCUCACAUUGAGACUUCCUGCCUUCCUGUUUCUCUGUCACAUACACCUGGGCUCAGGCUGUGGUCCUGGAGAGCCAUCUGUCAUACGAGAGCUCACGCACACACAGACACACAGAGACGGCACACACAUACAAGGGCUUUAAAAUAACAGUCAGACAGCGCCUGUCCUAUGCAAAGCUUGUGUUGCUGUUAAAUCCUGCAGCUUUAAUUCAUGUCUGAGCUUGAGCUGUUGUGUGAGCGCUUCAGGCGUGUUUCUUUGAGCACUUGUUGCAUUAGACUACCUUGAUUUGUUUUGUUAGUUUCUGUACUUGUGUUUAAAGUUAAAUAAGCUGACGAAUGAUAACGUUGUGUGUUACAUAAUCUCUUAAUGAAAUGUGUUCAACGAUAAAUUGGACAGCCAUCUGCUCUUUCUAGUUUUCUGGUUGCUUUAUUUAAAAACAUAACCAGUCAAACUGAAGGCAGAUCUGCAGGUUGUGCUUUAAAACUCUUGACAGAUGUGGCUGCUCGCGCUCCAAUCACAGCAACAGUCCCUCCCCCUCCCCCUCAGCCCACCAGCCAAUCCCUUCCCUCAUGUUUAUUUAUUCCGACAGCCCGGCCCAUGUGAUUGCAGCCAGCCAACUGCGUGGCCGCACCGAGCUAUGACAUCACUAACUAGCUGGUUCCCUCCAGCAGCAGGAGAGCUUCAUUUUCUGCUCCGAGUGUUCCUGCUAAAAUGGAGGCUGGCUCCUCGCCUUAGCCCGGGCUGCCCUCUCCUCCCCUGUCUCCUGCCUCCGCUCUCUGAUGUUGGCAUGUGCUAGAGCUGACAGCGGGAUGGUUCUGGAUGCACCGAGCUCUAAUGGGCCUUUCCAGCCUGUGGCCCUCAUGCAUUUUAGAGGUGAGAACAGGAAAUCUGCCUCCUCUGCUGUGCUGUGUUUGUGUUUCAAGGGGAGAUGGGUAGGAAUGUUGUUGUCACUUAGCAACUGAAGCUGCUACUUAGGAUUUUUGCAGAGGAAUAUAAUUGUGUGAGGUGACUUCCCUUAAAGUUGCUGCCUGAGAGUGAGAGCUUCCCUCCUCGUUGUGCUGGUUUCAGGGGUAUUUCUGGAAGAGGAAGCGGGGGGUUUGUGUUUGUAUAUCAACAAGGAAGGAUUUUGCCAAGACAUUGUAUAGCUUAGUUUUAAUCAGAGAGGGAGGGCGACAGAGUGAGGAGUGCUACUUUUGAGCCUCCCAUCCCCCCAUCGAGCCUGCUGAUGUCAUAGGAAGUGAGGUCAAAGCUUGUUGUUGUCAGUGUGUGCAUCUGUAUUGUAUUGUGUAUGGAUGUGGUGUCAGCCGACAGUCGUGCAAGUGUCAAAGCUCUGCACGUCGCUGCUGGUUAGUCACCCUCUCACCGCAAAAGCUCGCUGCUGCAACCUGCAGCAAAAGUUGAGAGUGGAGAGCAGAAACUCACUCUGGAUGAACGCUAAGAGUGCAGAUGAAGUGUCCGUGCAUUAAAAAACAACAGCUAAUCUUUGUGCAUACAUGACUUCCUCCUUCAGGAUGCAAUGUUGCUGCACAUGCAUGAUACUCACACACAUGCUACCACUGGUAUAAUGUACAUUUCAUGUUGAGACGUGAGAAGCCAUCAAAAUACGUGACUUCUUUGUUGCAUAGUAGUGAGAAUUGUGGUCAUAUAAUAGCAAACAGCCACAUUUACUUAGAUGCAACGUUUCUGUCACUGGUGCCGGUUUGUUAGUCACCUAUCAAUUAUAAAUAAGCAGUUGAUAUAUCAUAGGACUGUUUCCUAUCUGCACACUGGAGCCUUCAGAUGAGUAAAGGUUAUUCGCCCAUCCACGCAGAGGGGCCUGUGUGUGAAGUCUGCAGUGCCACAGCAUGUCUCUUAAUAUUUUAGGCCCCAUCAGAAACCCUAGUGCUGUUGUGUAACAGGAGCUGGGAGCCCUUAUGGCGCUCAGGUGCUGAUGAUAACGUUCUCAUGAUGAGUACACCCUUGUCUAGGCUUGUCGCAGCACCUGCAACAAGCCGAGUGAUAGACGCGAAAAUGACUUUUACAAGGUCUACGGGAAUCUCUGUUAGCAAAAAUAAAUCAACUGAUGAUUACAGGACCUUACAUUUUACUUCGUUUUUUUCCCAUUAAUAUAAAAGAAUUUAAAUAUUACACUUCCACUGUAUCAGGGAUGAACCAAUCUGAUAUUUGAUAUCGGUAUUGGUCCCGAAACUGAAGAAAAUUCUAGAUCGUGUAUUGUGACAUCCGGCCCGAUGCAUAGUGGCCAAUCUAUUCUCAACUUAACUCAACUCAACUUUAUUUGUUAAGCACUUUUAAACAACCACAGCCGACCAAUGUUUUUAAAAACUAAUUAAAAAAACAUACAAACUAAUAACUAAAAACAAACCAUAAAACACUAAAACUGCAGCCGAGUCUCACACAGGGUUAAAAGCCAAUAAAUAAAAAUCGGUCUAAUUCAGUCUAUUCAGUCUAAUUCUUUGCUAUGCGCCACGAGUAAACACGCUGAGCAGAUGCCCACAUUGUUUUCAAAAUGGAGGGAGCAAAGGGGUCUGCUAUCUUGAACUUUAUCACAAUACCUCAGCCUAAAAGCUCGACGGCCACUUGCAAUACAGGAGCAGUAAUCGAUCCGAGGGGCAGUGGUAAAACUUCGGUAUCGGCUAAUACUAAACUGUAGAUAUCGGUAUCGGAGGUGAAAAAGGUGGAUCGAUGCAUUGUAUUUUACUGUAUUGUAUUUUACUGACAUAUUUCAAACUCCUUUUGAGUGUGUUGUGUCCAGGUUUGUUCUUGAGGAAACUGCUUUCUGACUAUCUGACUAAGCCCAGCCAAAACAUGCCUCAUUUGGUGUCCCCAGGGAUGUCAGGAGUGCAGCAAACCACCAGCUGUAUUUCCCCUGGUGUGUUCUUUUACACCCUGCAUGCUGCUAAUAAACUGUAUCAGUGGAAUUAAGCAUUUUGCCCUUUAUUCCAAAACUACAUACAGACUUGUCACUGUUCAACUCUGUGCUUGAAUAUAGACACAAAAUGUUUUGUAAUCAGUUGGCUCCACUCCCUGCUCUGAGGUACUGUACUGCACAAGCAAGGCCUAAAGGCGCACACUCAAAGGACAAACUGUACAGCCUCUCACACACCACCUCAGGAAAAAAAACAGAGUUAGCAAGAUACUUUUUGAAAACAUUCUAGGAACUGGGGGGAAAAUUUAAUCAAAGUAGAGCCUUUUGGAUCAAUAGAUAGGGUCAUGCUAAGAAACAGAAACAUUUUUAGACAGCACGCAGGUAACCGCAUUUCAUGUUAGGUAUUUAAAUGCCCGCAGUGCCACUGUGACUCAGAAACGUGGAGGUGUAGGAAAAGUCCUUGUUGGUUCUGUCAGUCCUGUAGCUUGCGUGGGAGUGCGCACGACCUCCUUUCAGUUGCAUCUCUUAGAAUUGACUUAUCUCACCAGUGCCAAGAAAUAACGUUAUUCAACUUGUAUUGACUCAGAUGUAAGUAAUGUUCCCCUCAUGGUCGGUGUGGCUGACGCGUCUCUUGGCCGCAGCUGAUUGGAUUAGCAAAUUAGCGAGCAUAUGAUCCCAGGGCAACAACAACUUUAGCCUGCAUGCAUAUUUGAUUGGCGGUGAUCACCCCCUGGUCCAAAGUCCUGUCAGUGCAUGUGGUCACUAUGGAGAUGUGCAGCACACACGUAGAUCGUUAAUGGGGAGACAAACGUUGAGUCAUGAACAACAGGCUGGGAUGAACAAAUUGAUGCUUCUUGAUAACAAGAAGCAUUGAUAACUGUUGGGCAAGUAAAAGAGUUUUUAUAGCUGAAUGAUCCAACAAGCUCACUAGGGGCAUUAUGAAGCAUAUAAACUGAUAUUCCGAAAAGUCUACAAGCCUGUAACUCCUGAUCUAGAGCUGCACUGCCUGAAAACACAUAACAGCCUCUCUUUCUUGUCCCUGCAAUGGCUUCAUGGUGCUCUCAGAAUAGCUCCUUUCCUUGUUUAUAAAGCAAUACUUGGCCUUAAGCACCUUAUGUGUCUGACACAUUUUCUGUGUGCAAGUUGGGAAAGCCCUUCAGGUCCGUCGGGAGCAGACUUGUAACGGUUCCAAUGUGCAGAACAAAACUCCUCGCUGAUUCUGAAUUUAGAUCCUGAGCUCUUAGCUUCUGGCACAGCCGUGGAAUAUUCAGAGGGUUGCUUGAAGUCUUGUUAUGCUUCAAGAUGAGCCCACUUACAUUUUGUUUUGAUGCUAUUAGUAUCGCUCUCAUUUUAUUUCACAUUAUGUUUAUUCAAUUGCUUGAUUAAUCGCAUAUUAUGCUGAGUGUUGUGUAUAAUCAGUGCUAAUCAUUGAUUAAUUUCAAGCAGCUGCUGUUUGGGUAAUAAUGCUUUUACACGGGCUCAAAAUGAACGCUGGCUCAUUGACAGCGAGUGUGCGGUAUCUCCAAAACGAGUAAUGAUUUUUUUUUGCAAGUCAGCGGUUGCACGCAGACAGGUGUGGCUCAGUAAUCCUGCAGGCAGAUUAAGAGCCUCUGCAUCAUGAAUGCAGCUCUGACACUGUCAGUGAGAGGUUGAAUUAUUGAUUUAUGGAGUCUUUAAAUGCCACUACAUGAACUCCACUGUAGCAACUUACAGCGGUGCGCAACCGGAAUAAUUUUAAAGCUUUGGUACAAAUCUUCUGUGAAUCUAAGAGAAAAGGAGCGGGUAAGAAGAAGUAAUGAGAAUGAUUUUUGGCAACGAUUACCAUGGCAACAAACAAAUCUCCACCACACAAGUAGAUGCUGCCAUGAAUAAAGAAAUUGGAGUUUUCUCUUACUAAUUUUUUAGUAAGCAUAACACAUUUCCUCACAUUUUCUCUCAAGCUUUUCAUUAAGGCUCAGUGUUUAUUGUUCUCAUGUGUCAUCAGUCUAGUAUACCAUGAUAUUUUCUCACAUGUUGGUAGUUUUGAAAACUAUUACCCUUUUUCCACCAAGCCGGUUCCAGUGCUUUUUAGGAGCCUGUACUAGAUUUGGAACUAGUUCCUUGGUUUUCCACUGCUAAAGAACUGGCUCUGAGCCAGAAAACCUGGUUCCAGAGUAGCACCAUCUCCGUGCUGUGCUACUUGGAAGAGCCGCUCGCGUGAAGGGCUGUAGGUGGGGUUAUUUGGACAUAAAUUAAAACUCUCAAAAACUUUGCUGUGAUUUAAAAAGAAAAGAAAAGUACAUUUUCUUCAUUUCUGGGUGAGUUUCACAAGUCUUGGUUCUUACAUGUGAUCUAACUCAACAGAGUCAACCCCGUUGGGAUAACUUGAUAGCUUGUGUGCUUAUUAGAUACUAGGAAAUAUUAAAAUAUGUAAAUCUGUUCGUUGUUUCCUCUUGAUUCCAACCAUUCUCUCAUUUCUAUCUCGCAGAUGUUCCCCCAGCUGAGCAGGAGAAACUCUUCAUCCAGAAGUUGCGGCAGUGCUGCGUCCUUUUCGAUUUCGUUUCGGACCCUCUGAGCGAUCUGAAAUGGAAGGAGGUGAAGCGGGCCGCGCUGAGCGAGAUGGUGGAGUACAUUACCCACAACAGGAAUGUCAUCACAGAGCCAAUCUACCCGGAGGUGGUUCACGUGGUCAGUAUUAAUGCCAAUUACAAGACAAAGUUGGCUUUGAGUGACUUGCACCACAGAACAGUCAAUGGACAUAAGAAUUAGGACGUUAGUAAAAUAAACUAAUUAUGAAAGGAUUUAAGAGGAGAGUUAAAUAAACUCCUGUACAACUAUAUACUUUAUACUUAAAGCCAGUGUGCAGUAUGUGUUUACCUUUUACAUUAUGACCUCUUUCUUACAAGCGCUGUUUCCAAAGUUGUGAAAUUUUUACUCAGAUCAGAUGCAAGUUUCACGGGUAAAUCUUAGAGCAUUGUGAGUAAAUUUAAAUCAAUUUAUUUUGUCGUAGGACUGGGUGAUUUUGCCAAAAAGAUGAUCACGAUAUACUAUAUUUUUGCCAAGUUUGAUCGAGUAAAUAAGCUCACAGCUGAUCACCGUGAUCGGACUGAAAUUUAUCACGAUCAUUAAUACUGAUCAUAUUAUCGCCCAGCCGUAUUUUGUCGUUAAAUGUUCAGUUACAGAUUUAAAUAGAGCUUGAUUCGCCCAAGUGCUUGCAUGUCAGGCUUUGACCUGGAAGUUGAACGGUAUCAGCAGAACGGGUUGCAAACACAACCUCGACAGAGGGAGGGGACAUAGAAAAGGCGAAGCUGCCGUAUAAAAAGGAACCAUUUAUCUGUCUUCUAAACAUUGCACUGAAAAACAAAUGCAGGCUGAUGAUUGGAACAUAGAAAGUACUAAUUCAGUCAUGUUUUCAUGUCGCCUUCUUUGACUCCCGCACAAUAACAUGUUAAUGAAUAAUGCAGCGUCUUUUCUAGUUAGACAUUAUAGUGGAAUCAUGUUUAAUAGAAAUGAACAAGUCAUAGAGAUGAUUCUGUGUAUGGAGCCUUGGCAUUUUUCCCAGUCUUAGAUACAUCAAGGUUUUUCUCUGGGUUCGUUGCAUAAUCACGUCUCACAUUGCCAUAAAAGAAAUCUAUUUGAAGUUGCUGAACAUUAAUCACAUCAGCAUGUCCGUUACUUUCAAACCACGGCCUGCCUUACUUCAUAUCCUUAUAAAGUAAGCCAUGAUCAUGCAUGAUGGAUACAGAAGGCCGUGCAUUAUCUGGAACUUUCUUGCUGUUAGUGUCUCCUGUUUUAUAAGCGUAUACAUUGAAAGCCCCAUGUGAUAUGCCUCGCCUCGGAGACUGUACACAACUUCAUAAUGCAUGUAACCUCAGAGAGCCACCUGACUGAUAAACAGUCUCUAUGUUCUGCCGAGUUCUGUGUCAGGCUGUUUUAUCUCCAAAGCAGACAGCAUAUGUCAUUUUCAUGUGGGCUUUAUUAUCUUUUUUACCAUAGGAAGUGGCUGUACUUUGUGCUCUAAUACUUUUAGUCCUCUGUCUAGUCUGUCAAUGCUGGUUCCUUCUGAGUCACAUCAGACUCACAUGAGUUGCGUAACAAACACCGCUGACCUCAGCCUGACCCCAAAGAUAUGUGUCACCGACGGCUAAUUCAACUUAUCUGAAAACAACAGCAAGGUACUGCUAAUUAAGCGAUCAGUAUUCUGAGGUCCCUGACUUUGCGGUGCUCCUGCAGAGCCCAAGUGUACAUUAGUCAUCGCUGUUUUUCCUCUGGAUUGACUGUAUGAGUUCACAUCGCCAGGUUUGCUUUCCAAAGCCAAAUUAAAAACCUUUUGAUGUGAAUCAAAGGCCCGUCUCAAUGCCGCAUGGUAAACCGCAGAUGAUCAAGGUGUAAAUUUACCCCGACCUCCUCCUCGUACCCUUAUUUGAUCAAUGUAGCAGAAAAUGCAACAGCGCCAUCAAAUCAGCAUGAAAAUAUACUCUUGUUCCUUGCAGCCUUUUUCCCCCUGCCCCCUUACACACAAAGGCGCUUUGAAGUCCACUGAUGCUUUCAUCAUCAAAGUGUGGAGAUUGACACGACAAACUCCUUUCGAGCAUAAAGAGUCUGUUCUUAUGUUAAGGCUGGACUAAACACUUUCUCAUAUGAGCACUUGUUCUUUCAGGGCAUGGUUGGUGCAUCUGUGUGCAAGCUUUGUGAUAGCAUUUGGGAUGACUCAAUGGUGGUUUUGCCAGUAGUCUUAUUUCCUCAGAGGCAAUGGUUUCAGACGAGAACAAGAUGGUGGGAGAGUGAGUUUUAGUGUUAGGCCCAGCUUGACUGCGCUCUGAAGAGCAUUUCUAAUCAAAGAGGGAAGAAAGGGUGGCUGACUCCGAGUUUAGGGGACGGCACUGCUGUUUCACUCCAGCACAAGAUGGAAAAUUCAACUCUUAAAAAGUUUCAGAGGUCUGCUCAGCUUUUAAUGUGUAUAUAAGUUAGGGCUGGGCGAUAUGGCCUCAAAUCAAUAUCAUGAUAUAUUGAGAAGUUCACCUCAAUAACAAGGGGAAUUAGACCAUAGCCUAUCUUCACACAUCCAAAACCAACUUUGAUUUAUUUAUUUUUUUGACACUGAGUCUACCAAUAUGGGCAAAAUGACGUCAGUUAUUGUCAUAAAUUUUGGUAAAUUUUCGGUUUAUCAUCCAACCCUAAUAUUACUGUUACAGAAUAGUCAGCCAAUCAAAACUACCCAUGCUGGAUUCUGCUGUAUUUUUUAUAAUAGCAAUUUCUUUUCCCACGUUGCUCUGAUGUCUGAUAGAACUGACACAAACAUACACACAUAUGCUCAAAUUCACACACAGGAACACCUCCUACUGGCUGUUUCCUUCACUGGAUGUCUGCUCUUCCGCUGAAACCUGAGACUUUCAAGACCAUUUUUACACGUCUUAAACAAGAUGGAAAAUUCAACUCUCAAAAAGUUUCAGAGGUCUGUUCAGCUUUUAAUGAGUAUAUAACUUAGGGCCUCAAAUCAAUAUCACGUUAUAUUGAGCAGUUCUUCUCAAUAACAAGGGACAUGAGAUCACAGCCUACCUAUACACAUCCAAAACCAACUUUGAUUUAUUUAUUUUUUUGACACCGAAUAUACCGAUAUAGGCAAAAUGAUGUCAGUUAUUGUCAUAAAUUUCAGCUUCGGUAAAUUUUCGGUUUAUCGCCCAGCCCUAAUUUAACUGUUACAGAAUAGUCAGCCAAUCAAAACUACCCAAGCUGGAUUCUGCUGCAUUUUGUUUCCCUUGCUGCUCUGAUGUCUGAUAGGACUGACGCAAACAUAGACACAUAUGCUCAAAUGCACACACAGGAACACCUCCUACUGGCUGUUUCCUUCACUGGAUGUCUGCUCUUCCGCUGAAACCGAGACAUUUGAAACCAUUUUUAAGCACCAGUUUUCCUCUUUCAAAGUUCCCAGCAGACUUGUGGUGACUAUUUUAACAGUAGUAAAACAAAUCAAGGGUUGUGAAUAACCUUGUCUGCAUUUCAAACACUCCGGCUGAUGGGUUUCUGCACCCUCUCAUCAGGUUUAUUGCUUUUGCUGUCAGAUAUGUGGUCAUAGCAAACAUUUAACAGCUAGCUGCAGACAAAUUAAACAGACAAAGUUAAUGUUUGCUAGGGUUCGGACAAAGCAGCUGUUAUUUUUUCACCCUGUUGACAUGGACAGCUAAACGCAGUAUAAAGGGUGAUUGUAUGUCAGCACACCGUGUUUACUGUAACUCGCAGUUAUCUUGUUUAGUGAACAUCCUGUGUGACUUUUAAAAUGAUCCAAUAUCCUCUGCGCCCGUUCUGGGCUGUCAGCCUCUGUAGAGUCUGUGGCUCCUUGCAGAUGGCUGAUAGAAUCUCUCCGGUAACACCUUUUAGAAAGAAACAUGUCAGGUUUUAAAUUCAUGUCGCAGUGAGCUAAUUAAUAACUGAGGUGUUUGGAUUUGUUGAAUUUUGAUGAUAGCAAAUGGACUGCAAUUAAAAGCCCCUAUCGCACAAACGGCCACAGAUCCACAGAUGCUUACUGUUUUGAGAAGAGGACAUUUUUGCAGCACAAACAUAACAAUGGGAAACAAUUGAGCCGAGCUAUAGUGAGUAUAAAGCAGAAACAUUGUGUCCAUUUGUUACCAGCUCAGUCUGACUUUGCACAUGAUGUACUUGUGAAGCACCGGCAUAUACAUAAACCAGUCAUUUCGAGUACAGUGCAUGUGUGAAAGGGACUACAUAGUUCCUAAUCCUGCCACUCAUCUGAUCAUUAAUCAAGCAAAAGUUUGAUAUUAGAUGAUUGACAACGAGCUGAAUCACCAUUGCAGCCGUACAGUUGAUAUACAGUUUGAGUGUACAGUUGAGUUAACUCACCUCUCUCUCUCUGUCUCUGUUUUUCAUCCUCAGUUUGCUGUGAAUAUGUUCAGGACGUUGCCGCCAUCAUCGAACCCCACAGGUGCAGAGUUUGACCCAGAGGAGGACGAGCCCACGCUAGAGGCUGCAUGGCCACAUCUACAGGUACACAGCCCACACACACGCUAACACUGUAUACCGAUGUGAAUAAAUCCAUACGUAUGCUUGAAAGUUUUGAGCUCUGUUCUUUAUUUUCUCCCACAGCUCGUCUAUGAAUUCUUCCUACGGUUCUUAGAGUCACCAGACUUUCAACCAAACAUAGCCAAAAAGUAUAUUGACCAGAAGUUUGUAAUGCAGGUAAGCUCAUGCUGACAGUGUGUCUUCAAUAGAUGUUUGUAUCCUACAAUUUCUUCAACUUGCUCUUAUCGAUCUUCAUUUUUUUCGCAGCUCUUAGAACUGUUUGACAGCGAAGACCCUCGAGAACGAGACUUUUUAAAGACCACUCUUCAUCGCAUCUAUGGGAAGUUCCUGGGCCUGCGAGCGUACAUUAGGAAACAGAUUAAUAACAUAUUUUAUAGGUGAGUGAGAGCGAUACUGACACUUGUGUUUGCCACUUAUGAUGGGGUGUGAUUUGUGAAAUGAGUCAUAUUAAUGUGUCUGUAAUUUGAUGUUUCAGGUUCAUUUAUGAGACUGAACAUCAUAAUGGAAUAGCAGAGUUACUGGAAAUACUAGGAAGGUAAGGUUUAUCUGUUUGUGGUUCACUAGGGGUGUCCCGAUACAACUUUUUUACCUCCAAUACGAUGUCGAUAUUGUAGCCUUCAAUAUUGGCCGAUAUUAUCCGAUAUUAGCACAAACCUGUGCAUGACAAGUUUUGCACUUAGCUGCAAUGUCGUUUUCAGACUUUAAUGAAAAAUACUGCCGCAGGGCCGACAUCACUCCUACUCCUCGGUACUUUGUUAGUACCUUAGUACACAAUGUUGGUGUGAUUACAUGGGCUCUACAUGCUGCAUGGUGAGGUGCUGGAGCGGAGUCUGGAAUGGACUGCUUGUAUCAGAGUGUCCAUUUUUAAACCCGUCUUAAAACUCAUUUUUAUUCAUUGACUUUCAACCCUGCAUGAGACUCGGCUCCUGUUUUAAUGUUUUACAAUUUGCUUUUAGUUAUUUGUUUCUAUGUUUUUAAAUUAGUUUUUAAUAACAUUGAAACUAUAUUUUACUUUUUAAUACCUGCCAUUUUUUUAUCCAUUGUUUUAAUUGUUUUCUUUUUUUGUGUUUUUUUUAUGUUUGCUUUGUUUUGUCUAUUUAUGUACAACACUUUGUUCAGCUGUGGUUGUUGUAAAGUGCUUUACAAAUAAAAUUGAGUUGAGUUGAGUGCUGAUAUGGGAGAUGCAGGCCGAUAUAAUCCGAUAUUUGUUUUUUUUGGUUGAUAUCGGACCCAUAUCAAUAUUGUAUCGGGACAGCCCCAUGGUUCACUUUGAAGUUUGGUGUUUAAAAAACGAAAACUGUUCGUGUUAGGAUCCCUUUGUGUCACUGAUGAUAAAUGUUCUCCUUGCAGCAUAAUCAAUGGAUUCGCGUUACCAUUGAAAGAAGAGCACAAAAUAUUCCUCCUUAAAGUUCUGCUGCCUUUACACAAAGUCAAGUCUCUAAGUGUAUAUCACCCACAGGUAACCCCUUUGUCUUCCUUACAUACAGCGUAUCAUCACUUUAUUUUACAUUCCUGCUGUUCUGUUGGAAAUGGUAACACGGUGCUGUUUUUCUCUUUUCAAGCUGGCCUACUGUGUGGUACAGUUCUUAGAAAAGGAUAGCACCCUCACUGAACCAGUAAGAAAUAAUUUAUUUAUGUUGUUAAGUUGUUAACGUCAAUGAUGGAAUUAUCUGUCAAUGUCCUGCCUCCUGUCUGAUAAGUCAAUAUCCGUACAAACCCCAAGAACUCAGUCUGCAAAAGUCUCGGUUAGUUUGUUGUUUGGUUGCAGUUUGAAUUCUCUGGUCAUUUGAAACCACCUAGAUUUCCUGAUUGUGUUAUUUUCAAGUAUUAGCCAAGAACAAAAGGAUUGAAAGGUAAUGGGUUACAUUAAAUGGAGAAAAUGGGAUUUCUUUUUUUCUUUUUUUUUGGCCAUUAUGAUUUCAGCGCAAGAGGCAGAAAAGCACAACCUAAUUUAAAGUCCAAUGAGAUACAAAUAAAUGAAUCCACAUUGUUUUCCUCCCUCGUACCUUUUGUUUGCAACCUCCCGCUGACCUUCAUUUUCACAUAAUUACUUGGACAAAUUGUCUGCUGGUACAUGUUAUUUUACCUCUCUCUCUCUGUAAUAACCCCGCUGCUCUCUGUGUGCAGACGGUGAUGGCUUUGUUAAAGUACUGGCCAAAAACCCAUAGUCCAAAAGAGGUGAUGUUCCUCAACGAACUGGAGGAGAUCCUGGACGUCAUUGAGCCGUCAGAGUUCGUCAAAGUCAUGGAGCCUCUCUUCAGACAGUUGGCCAAGUGUGUGUCCAGCCCACAUUUCCAGGUUUGUUUUUCAUUACAUUGCAAAUUUACCGUUAGUAGUUCUUCUCCUGGAUAUGCAGAACUUAAAUGUGUGUGUUAAUAUAAAGGUGGCAGAAAGGGCUCUGUACUACUGGAACAAUGAGUACAUCAUGAGCCUGAUCAGCGACAACGCCGCCAAGAUCCUGCCCAUUAUGUUCCCCUCGCUCUACCGCAACUCCAAGACCCACUGGAACAAGUGAGUCAAAACGCAAACAAUCUCACGUCUCCAUCUGUUUGAUAUCCGUUUGAUAUUAUGUUUUAAAUACAAACUGCAUGAAUAAAGUGAUCUUUGUCUGCAGGACGAUCCAUGGGUUGAUCUACAACGCUCUUAAACUUUUCAUGGAGAUGAACCAGAAGCUGUUUGACGACUGCACCCAACAGUUUAGAGCCGAGAAGAGCAAGUAAGUUUUCAGCAGAGCUACAACUUUGCUGCUCUCAUCACAAAGCGGCUAACAUUAGGGAAGAUACACAGCCAUUAUUAGAAGUGCAAAAUAGGUUUAAUAGGUUGAAACACAAACUCCUGAAUGCAAGAAAGUCAGCGUGAAUACUUUGAGUCUUUUUUUCUGUUUUAAAGCAACAUCUAAUGGUUUUCUUUUCGUUGCCUCAGAGAGAAAGCCAAAUGGAAAGAGAGAGAAGAAGCGUGGCUGAAGAUCGAGAAUCUUGCAAAGUCGAACCCGCAGGUGAGCUUAGACUCCGUGUCCCGUUCUCCUGCAAAUGUAAGAGGCUGAUGAUAAAUUCACAGAAAUUUUUUUGUGCUUAUGUAACUAAAAUAAAUACCAAUCCCAGUGCGAGAGCUGAAGUAACACCCAGUGAGUUUUCAUGGAUUUUGAUGGUGGUGUAAGAGCAAAGAGGCAUUUAGUUCUACCAACGACAUGGAAUGAUAUGAAAACAAAAUAUGUCCCUUUUUCUCCUUCUUUUUCCACCUGUGCAGUUUCUGAUGUACAUUGACUCUGUAGGCCCGGACGGUCCGAUUGACAUGGAAACGGACGGGCCGCUGCUCGACGACGUCAGCCUGCUUAAGAAAACUGUAGAGGAAGAAGCCACACAGGUCAGGAGUGACUUUUAGAGAAGAGGUCUUCAUGUAGAAGGAGGGAAUUUGUGGUCGAUGCUUAAAGAAAGGUGCCAGUCAACUUAAUCUCAUUCUAAAUUUUCAUUUUUCCCUCUAAUGUGGCCCAAAUCCUUCCUCAUAUGUACCUAAGUUUAUCAUAAAAGAGGUAAAAAUUCUAAAGAACAGUGAUAGCUUACCCAAAGAUGCCCGGUUGCAUUCAUCUAAAUCAAAGCUCGCCAUAUUUGGUUUGUGUUUUGGCCUGCCAGAGUUUAUUGAUGUUUACGCACAAGCACGGUAGAAGUCCAAUUUGUAGUACAUGCACAUGUCCUUGGUCAAUUAUGCUGAUUCUGAUUCUGAUCACCAUCAAAAAUAAGCUGCCAAUAGAUGGGUGUAUGCAUGUUAAAUGAGUCAGAACAGCUCCAAUGGAAUUAAUGAAGCUGAGCCGAAACAUCAAUCGAAGUUUGAACCCGGUCCAAGCUUAAAUAUUCAGAACCCCUUCAGUGAAUGUUGAACUUGAGGCAGAGUCACCGUCUCGUGAACGCCUGCCAUCAAGGAGAUUGUUCAUAGUCAGAGGAAGUGGAGUAUAGGACAAACUAAGAGUAUUUGAGCAUCUACCUCCAUUAAAGUUAUUUAUGUGUCUAUACAAGUCAUCCUAACAUCCUACGCUUAGGUCGUGUUCACACCGAAAGGUCCGUUUCCUGAUUCGAAUCCAAGGCAAGACGAUACAUUUAUUUGGAUCGUUUAAGUGGUCCAGUUUGCGUUCAUGAAGGACAAACUCAAUCGCUCCAGAAAGCAGAACCGGAUGUCACGUGGCCGCGAAUAUCGUUCGGUUAUUGGUCAUUAGUUUAUGCGGGAAUACAAACCCCGCUCUGCUGUCUUUGCCUGUCAUGGAGCAUCGUAGGCUGAUUUUGCUUUUGCUACUCAUCUGGAGCGCGUAUCAAUAGACGCUAGUCGAUCGUGUGUAUGAAUGGCUCGUUAGCCAGCAAGCGUGAACUGCGGCAUUAAUUAAUUCAUUCUGGAGUAGACGUGCUGCAAACAACAGACGGAUGAAGACGAGACGGCGACAGGUAUAAAUGAGAGCCUACCACAAUACAUUUUCUCUCUGGUGUCAAUUGGGACAAGUGAGGUGAGCGGACAACAUUUAUUUCACAACCUAGUCUAGGUGCGUUUCCUGUGAUUGGUGUGGAUGACGUUCACACCAGAAAUGAACCGCUCCAGAGUUCACUUGAUAGCGGUCCGAGAUCCACCUCUUCAGGCGGACCAGAGUUCGUUUAUUUGGUCCGCACUAGAAUUUGAGGUCAGCCUUCACACCGACCCAAACGAACCGCACCAAAGGGGUAAACGCUCCAGGGUUCGGUUCAACCGGACUAAACGAGGAUGGUGUGAACGCGCCCUUAGUCAUGUUGGCACUCACCUAACCCUCGCAUCAUGUAAAAUUUCACUCAUCAUGCAUCUUGUCUCCACAUGUCCAGAUCCAAAAAGAUCAGCGAAGGGAGCGCCCAUUGAUGCGGAGGAAAUCGGAGCUCCCCAAGGACAUCUGCACUGUCACAGCGUUGGAGUUGCACAGGAGGGCCGAGGAGAUGUUGACGACGCACGACGGCCACUAA